Messenger RNA from Sphenostylis stenocarpa, 231 nucleotides. The record is from the annotation of a GenBank genome assembly. Lineage: Eukaryota; Viridiplantae; Streptophyta; Magnoliopsida; Fabales; Fabaceae.
AUGCGACUUCGCUCUCACUGGCGUCCAUUCUCUUCUACCUCGUUGUUGGUGAAGGAGCACCCAACGGUGCGGUGCACCGGCGAUAAAGGUUCCCAGGUGCAUGGACAACGGAGCCAGUUGUCUUUUACUGGCCACGUGGUGUGUGAAGAACAUGCAAAACACACACGCAUGAUGCGUUGGAGUGUUGAAACACUCACAACUGUUUUCCCAUGCAAUGCAAUGCAAAGUUAA